AUGGUUGGAGAUGGCGAAGGAAUAGCGUGGAAAGUCCUUGAUGUGGAAUCUCAUUAUCCAAAAGAACUUGGGGGGUCUCUGGAGUUGUCCAACAACACCUUCUUUUCACUGAGGAUCAAAAAUGCGACAAGCCAAAACAGUGGGACAUACAAGUGCAUUUUGGGGGAACGGAGCGGGGAACACAAUUUGAGCAGCACAGUCACAUUAAAAGUAACAGGUUGCCCUGGGGUAGAAGAUGAAAAAUUAAAAAAAUAUAAAGCUGAGCUUUUCAUGCUGACUUGCCUUGGGAUUUUUUACUUGCUGCUCAUCUUUUUCACCUGUACAUGUCUAAGAAGAGAGAGUAUGUCUCUCAAUCAUAAAAAAACUAGACCAGAUAUGAAACACAUGCUCACCCUCAUCAAUGUACAUGAAAUGACAACUUUCCAGGAUUCAAGCAGCAACGGCACUUGCAAAAAUGAACUUUCUUCAAGUUCUGUCUAA
Antrostomus carolinensis (chuck-will's-widow) is the source of this 480-nucleotide messenger RNA. It is a transcript of the gene CD83, whose product is annotated as CD83 molecule. The transcript has 3 exons. NCBI's taxonomy places the organism in Eukaryota, Metazoa, Chordata, Aves, Caprimulgiformes, Caprimulgidae. The record is from RefSeq and is a predicted model, not a curated record. The annotation marks the transcript as partial.